This is a messenger RNA of Paramecium sonneborni, 735 nucleotides long. The record is from the annotation of a GenBank genome assembly. Lineage: Eukaryota; Ciliophora; Oligohymenophorea; Peniculida; Parameciidae.
AUGAAUUCGAAGCGAAAACAAAUCAAAUUGGAAUCAGAAAAAAAAAUAAAACAAGAAGAGUAUUCUGGCGAUGAAGAUUCAUAUAAUGAAUCUAACGAUGAUGACCUUAAAAGUAGUGGAAAGUUAAAAACUCGACAGGAUAAUUCUUUAUCUGUCUUAACUAAAAAGUUUGUUGAACUUAUAUAAAAUUCAAAUUAAUUUACAAUAGAUUUGAAUAUGGCUGUAAACGAUUUAGGAGUCUAAAAAAGAAGAAUUUAUGAUAUUACAAAUGUUUUAGAAGGAAUAGGAUACAUUGAAAAAAUCUCAAAAAACAAAAUUAGAUGGGUUGGUGCUAUGGAUGAUCCACAACUAGAAACUGAGCUCUUAUUGAUUAAAUAAGAAUUAGAAUUAUUAUAAAAUGAAGAAAAAACUUAUGAUUUUUGGAUCGAACAUUUAUAAAAAAAUCUUUAAGACAAAUUUUAGAUAGAACCUGAAAUUAUGAAAUAUACAUUUCUAACCCAAGAAGAUUUUAAAGAGCUUUCAAAAAGUUAAUAAAUUGAUCAUAAAGGUGAAACUCUCUUCAUUGUUACUGCUCCUAAAGGCACAUUAGUAGAAACUGUCUUAGAAAACAAUCCUGAAUUUCCUUAUUAGGUAUACUUAAAUAGUUCAAAGGUUCAAUCUUUAAAUAAUGAAAUUUAAGUUUACAUUUGUUAAGAUGAAAAUUAUCCAAUAGAAUAUGAAAAAAAGUAAAAUUGA